Molecule: messenger RNA, 971 nt
Organism: Aspergillus welwitschiae
Lineage: Eukaryota; Fungi; Ascomycota; Eurotiomycetes; Eurotiales; Aspergillaceae
Product: putative GPI anchored cell wall protein
Exons: 3
Coding region: 195-689 (164 amino acids)
Source: RefSeq, a predicted model, not a curated record
CUCUUAUUCCCCCCAGUCACUUUCCCAUAGAUCAUUCUAGCUUCUCAGCAGUCUCUCUUUUAUUGUAGUUGCAUUACAUCCAGCCAAUGCUCGGAUAGUCGUUCGUUAUUACGUUCUUUUGUUGCUUUGUUGCCUUCAUAUCCCAUUGAUUUUCAUAUGCUUGUUGCUUUGAGCUCUGGGAGCUCGAUAGCAUCAUGUUGUUCGCUCAUUUUGCUUUCCUUGUUACACUCCUGGCCUUAGGAGGCCUCACCGUAGCUACACAGACCCGGCCAUGUUUGGUGUCUGCCAUGAGGUCUCAAUCGGAUCCUGAUAACCUCCAAGACAUUUGUGCGACGAACGUAGGCAAGGUGUGGGCCAAGAUCGUGGAAUUUUGCGGGGAUGAGAGACAAUCGGCUCUGGAGCAGUUAAAAGACACCUGCACAUCUGCAGGUUACACAAUUGCAUACAAACCAACAGCCUCGUCCGACAUCGCGUCCCAUUCCACCGCUCUUUUCAGCUCAACCAAGCCUAGCUCCGUCAUAGCUAGUUCAACCGGCAUCUCCACUUCCAGCUCUGCUCCAGACGCCAGCUCUAGUCUUUGUCCCAGCACUCAUCCUAACCAGACCAUUUCGUUGGGCUCGGCUGACCGUGGCGCGUCAGCUGCUGCGUUUGCGGCUGUCGUUUUUGUCGGAUUUGCAGCGACGUUAUAGAUUUUAAGUUAGUCCGCUUCGUAUGAUAUCUCAGACGAAACUCUGGACCCUUGAGCAUCAAUGAUGUCGAGUACAUAUUGUGCGCAGUCCGCGUCACUUUAACCGCGUCUUCUCCACCGGUGUAGGCAUUCGUAGGCAGCUCUCCGAAACCCGCUGGUAGGCGGAAAGCUCAUACGUAAUAUAUCCUAGUGGGGCCAAGGUUGCAUGGGAAUCUUGAUGGUACGUAGUCGCAGCGCGGCGGAAACCAUAUCCUGCAAACGGAUAUACGGUGUCCGAGGCUCG